Messenger RNA from Salarias fasciatus (jewelled blenny), 668 nucleotides. Its product is annotated as placenta-specific protein 9-like. The transcript is spliced from 3 exons. The record is from RefSeq and is a predicted model, not a curated record. The coding region runs from base 235 to 540 and encodes 101 amino acids. NCBI's taxonomy places the organism in Eukaryota, Metazoa, Chordata, Actinopteri, Blenniiformes, Blenniidae.
UCCUGAGCGUUCGGUCUGCACCUCAUGUUUUCAUUGGGAAACUGGGAGCAACCAAGUCAGGAGGGAAGGAUCCGACAGAGAGAGCGAGGGAAAGACGGGAGGCAGAGAUUCUUCUGCUUCUUCAUCUGGUUUUGGAUUAAAGAGGAAUUUUUGGGGCCCUAACUUUCAGAUCCUUUUCCCGAUCGUGUGUGAGUACGCCGCUCCUUUGCUGCCAGCCUCUCUCCAGACUUCGCCAUGAUCCGUCCCGCCUCCCUCUCAGCUGGACUCCUCCUCCUCUUGAUUGGCUGCGCCGCUGCAGGACCGGAGCCUGACCUGCAGCCGCGGGCGGUGCGUUCAAGUGCCUGUCAGGAGCACACAAAUCUUCAUGAGCGCCUGGAUGUAGUGGAGAAGAACGUGGAAGACACAGUUGAGAAGUUGGAGGUUGAGCUUGCUUCCCUUCUGGACGCUAUGGAGUCUCCAGAGUGGCGCCCCCUGUUGGACAGAGCAGGAAAGACGACUGUGGACAUCCUGGAGGAUCCAGAGAAGAGAGGCCGGUCCUGAAGGAGGACUCUGAUCCUGCUUUGAACCAGUCAAACCACAUCUUUUGUAGAAAACGUGUUUAACAAAUAUAUUCCGCAUAUCAAACUAAAGUGUUUAUAUUAAAAGAGGAGGCAGCUUUUUGCACAGAG